Messenger RNA from Verticillium dahliae VdLs.17, 2148 nucleotides. RefSeq lists its product as uncharacterized. The coding region runs from base 1 to 2148 and encodes 715 amino acids. The transcript has 3 exons. The record is from RefSeq and is a predicted model, not a curated record. NCBI's taxonomy places the organism in Eukaryota, Fungi, Ascomycota, Sordariomycetes, Glomerellales, Plectosphaerellaceae.
AUGAGGCUCGCUGCCGUGGUGCUGGUCCUGCCGCUGGCUGUAUUGCCAGGUCCUGCUUCUGCGACGAGAGCUGCUCAGACAGACACUGGCUCAAGCAAAGUUGCUACUUCACAUGUAUUGUCGGACCUCACUUCGUCACAGGCUGACAGUUCCAUCGUCACCGAGGCGAAUUCCGCUCACGAUAGUUCGUCGACGCAACCUCAAGGCUAUGCUGAUCUUCCGGAGGACCCGGUAUCCCCUGCCCAGACUCGCACUCUUGCGAUGCCUCCUGAGCAUUCACAUGAUGCUCUUACGAAACCGCUGCCACCUGGACAGCCGCACCCGCGUCCGCUGUCGAGCUUUCGACCCAAGUACUCGAAUACAACUACGAGACUCGAGCAAUCUGCGCCAUCGCCCACCGUUGAUAACUCAGCAGAUGGCUCAUUCAAGAUUGCCAUCACCUCGGCGCCCUUUUCUGCUGGUCCUCUCUCGCACGCCCCAGAACCCUCCGGAUCCCCAGAACAGUCAGCCUCGCCCAGACGCCGUCUCCGGCCCCCGGUAUUUGCGUCACUCAACCUGACUAGUACGACAACGAACCUGGUGUAUAGCAGCGAUCUGCAGUCCUCCACUGAGACAGCAGAUGACUGUUCCGCGCCUGCCAGUGAUUCCAAACCGACAACAUAUCUCAUCGUCUUUACCGCAACGACGACGUUCUUCGGCGACCCCGCCGACUAUGUGCCUCCCUUCCCUACCAUUGAAACGCCUGUUGCAUGCGUAUCACCAACGCAGGCGCCACCUUACCCUGAGGAGGAGGCAGGGGAACCCGGUUUCGGGGAAGAAGGUCCCGGUUUGGGGGAAAACAAAAACGAACAGCCAAUGCUUACAACCUUUUGCUUCACCUCUCUGGACUGGGUAGCUUGUGCGACAGACGUUAUCCGACCUCCUGAGGCCAUUUCCGUCCCAGGCAACAAGGAGCCUGGUACUGUCACUUUCAUCACCACAGACAAGAAUCCCGCCGUUGUCUUUAGCCCGAUGACCACGCCCGACUAUGGAAAGGACACGAAGAAUCCGCUUGCCGGAGACCAUCACCCUGCCGACGAUACAAGACCUCAGAGACCUCGCCCGGCUGAUCCAGACGGACCGAAAGAUCUCCCUCACAUUGUCAAGCAGCCUGCUGCUAUAACUUUCCCAGUCACCUUGGAACCAACAAGAGUGAUCAUAGGCAACCAGACCUUCUCUUUACUGCCUACUCAGACAACAACAGUGACAGUGAGCGGCGAACCCUUCGAGAUCAACCCCGAUCAUGUUAUCGGGGGCGGCAGCACUAUCGAAAGGCCGUGGAACGGGGGAGACGGCAGUGGGUUCUGGAUCGGCCCAGGCGGGAACGCCGGUUCUGAAGCAGUUCGAAGUGGUGGGCCACCCGGGAUCACCGGAGGCCACGGACCAAACGGUGUGCCCUUGCCUCCUGCGGCUACGAUCAUCCAUGCAGCGACUGCGCAGGCUGUUGAAACGGAACAUGUGGUUGUUGGCGGCCAGAUGAUCACUGCCAUAGGCUCGACGGUUGUGGUCAUCCAUGAGACAACCAUCACCUAUGGGCCAGGGAUAGCAGUUCGAACGGAAGACGUAGAUGGCGGGACUGUCACCAUAGGGCCUAAUGGCGUCGUGGUCGAUGGGCACACCAUCGGCGGCCCCAGUGCUGGCCCGAAGCAGACGGCCUACGAGAUCGUCGGCGGUGUGACCAUCACACAAGUCGGCGCAUCAAUCGUGGUGAUUGAAGACUCGACGUGGACCAUCGGACCCAAUGCCCACACUACCUACACGACGGAGAUUCGGGGCGAGACGAUCACCAUCGCUCCUGAGGGCGUCACGGUCGAUUCGCUAAGCUUCACCUAUCCAUUUGGGCCGACGGUCGUCACAUCGAUCAAAGCUACUCCAACCGCGACGCUUACGGAUCCAUCAGCCUCGCAGACGCAGAGAAGCACGAACAACGGGGUCUCAAACGGUGGGACCGGCAAUGGCGACGACGGUGACGAGGGUGGUGGAAUAGGUUCGCAUGAGGCGCUCGGCGGAGCGUUGUACAACUUGAUUUUUUGCAUGCUGUUUGGCGUUUGGAACGUCAUAGGGUGUUCAAAAUGGGAGGGUGUUGGUUGCGCAAGGCGGCGCCGAUAA